AGGCAGGACUGGUAUGUGUGUUACAGAUAUGUUCACAUCGUGGCCCUGCUUUCUCCUAUUACAGCUAGUUAUAUGAGAAACCAAAUCUCCUAAUAUGCACUGCAACCAGCAUAGAAGGGAAGCUGAAUGAUGGGAGAAGAUUGCAGGAGAUGGGACCUAACUCUGCUUUUUUGCCUGGUUAAAUCUGAGGAACUUGCCACGUUUGGUGAAAUUGCUCUGAACCCCCUUAUCAUGGCCCCUGCAGCAGCUUGCAUGAGCUUGCCCUAUUCACUCUCCUGGGCCCCAGUGCUACCCUGUGCUAUAUGGGUCUAUGCAAUACCUUGAUUCCACGGUACACUGUUAAUGACAUACAGAAAAGUCAUUUGAGUACAAAACUUCUGUAAGUGACAUGGAUAAGAAAAGACACAUGUCUGCCCUCGAGAAGACCUCAAAGAAAAAAAUGAAAAGAAAUAAAUUGGAUGAAUAUAAAUCCAAGUCUGAUCCUCGCAGUGAAUUACUUCCUUGUGAAGAACCAGAUGUUUCAAGGAUAUUGAAGAUAACAGAGUCUGGGCAAAUUGAGGAGACGGAUGAAUCAUUUGAUCACCCUUUACACAGCACUGCCAUAGAUGCUGGUGGCAAUGUAGAAUUGCUGAAUGAGGAACACCUGUCAGCUGGUCAUUCAUCUGCUUCAGUUGCACAAGGGAAAAAUGCAGAAAGAAGAAAAAAAAGGUGCAGUUUGAAAAUGCCUGAAGAUAACAAAUCAGAGAUGGAGAAUUCUGAAGAUGAAUCUCCAAAGGACAAUGAGAUACAGAAAAAAAUAUCAGAAAACGUCAAGACCAAAGUGCGGGACUCAAAGUUAUCAUCUGUAUUAGCACUGAGGAGCAGCUCUUCAGAAAGCAGCAUAUCAAAUAAGGUUACAAAUUUAGUGAAGAAAUUGAAUGCACCAAAGAGGCCCCAAAACCGUGCUAAAUCCCAUGUGAAACCAAAGAAGUCUCCUCAAAAGAGAGCAUUAGAUCCUUCUGCUGAUGAUAGCCCAUGUUCUUUAAAGAUUUGGUGCCCAAAAGGGCUGAAAAGAUUUUCCCAAGAUAUUACAGAAUUCGAUGUGGUUCUGGCUGAGUUUGAGAAGAUAACUGCAGACUACAAAGAAAGGGUGGAGUCUAGGAUUUGCAGGUUGGCAAUUGAUAACUUCUAUUCUGGCUUCAAGGAACAACUCACUAAUAUUAUAACAGAAGUCCAGGAACUGAAGGAUUUGAAAAGAAAAAAUGCUAAGGUGAUCACACAUAUCAACAAGAAAAGAUGGCGUUUAUUGGAAGUUAGAGAAGAACUAAUUCGGACUGGACCACAACUGAAGCAACUACAAAGGGAAUAUGCUGAGCUACAAGAGAGAGAAUCUUCUCUGAGGAAUACAACCCAGUUCCUAACUGAUUUAAAGGAGGUGCAGCAACAUUAUUUAAAUUACAGAAAAGACAACCCAAAAGAAAAAGUAGUAUUAAUAAGAACAAUAAUGGCGAAUAUGAAAGAUGGACUGCAGUUGGGUCAAGAUGAGGCAGACACAAAAUCUCUCUUUGGUUCCCAAGGAAAGAGCCUACCAGUUAGCAAAUCCAUGGACUCUGGAAUACAGUCAGAUGAGAGUUACAAAAUGGAUUAUCCAGAAAUUGGAAUAUGUAUAAUAAUAAAUAAUAAGAACUUCCAUCCAGCCACUGGAAUGGCAUUCCGGUCAGGUACUGAUGCAGAUGCUGCACAUAUCAGAGAUACUUUUAUGACUUUGGGAUAUAAAGUCAACCUUAACAAUGAUCGUACAUGUAAGCAAAUGGUGGACAUCUUGCAAAAUGUUGCUAAAGAUGAUCACAGCAAUCAAAGCAGUUUUGUGUGUGUGUUGUUAAGCCAUGGUGAAGAUGGAUUAAUCUAUGGUACAGAUGGUCCUCUUGAAUUGAAAAUAUUAACAGGCUUGUUCAGAGGAGACAGGUGCAAGAGUCUGGCAGGAAAACCAAAACUCUUCUUCUUUCAGGCUUGUAGAGGGACAGAAUUAGAUUCUGGCAUUGAGACAGACAGUAGAUCAGAGGAAAGCACAUGUCAGAAAAUACCUGUAGAAGCCGACUUCCUAUAUGCAUAUUCUACUGCCCCAGGUUAUUACUCUUGGCGAAACUCAUCAGAAGGCUCCUGGUUUAUUCAGUCACUAUGUUUAAUGCUGAAACAGCAUGCAAAGAAACUUGAGCUUAUGCAGAUAUUAACACGUGUAAAUCGCAAGGUUGCAGAGUAUAGUUCGUAUUCAAACCAUCCAGAUUUUCAUGCAAAGAAGCAGAUUCCAUGUAUUGUGUCCAUGCUCACCAAAGAACUGUACUUCCCUCACUAAAGCAUUUCACCUUGUAACUUAUAUUUCUCCCACUAAAUAAUUUCACAUAUUUGUAUUUGUAAUGUAUGCACAAACUGAGAGAAUACAAAGCUAGCACUGAAUACCACUUACAAAUCUGAAUUAGUGUUCACUACUCUACGUAGGUUAUAUAGAUGAGACUUUAAGACUCUACUCAGAGUUAAACUUGUCUGUUAGAAGAGUAGAACUUGAUGUUGCUCUCCGGAAACUCAGAUUCGGGUAUGGACAAACUUGAAAGUAAUGCUCUGACCUUGAAAAACAGAUGGAAGAGACUGGUUGAAUUGCUUAUUUGUUCUAGUAUGACAUUAUAUUUCAUUCUGGCUGAAGGAAGAAAAAGGAAAAAUCAGUGUAUUCUAAAUAGUUUCUCUUUUCAUCUUUGAUAUAAUUAGGGAGCAGAUUCAGAAUAUGGCAUAUACCAGCACCAUGUUGUUUUUGGCAAUAUUAGGCUCACUCCAAAUGAGUGAGUUUUAAAAGUACCACAGAGAAAUGUGCAAACAAUAGAAUCAGGUUAUUUAUACAAUGAUGUAACUUAUUCAGAGUUACAAUAAUUUUUCUCUUACAUUCUGGCUUUUAUAACUUUUUAUCAAACAUGAAAAUGUAUAAGAGAUUUAUCUUGUUAGUGCUUUCUACCCACUUAAAAACACAAUUGAUUUUUUUUCUCCAAUUGAUUUUUGGAAUUGAAGAACUAAGGGAUCUAUCUUGCAAAAUGCUCUUUGCAUUCUAUGUUCAACUCCCUGGGAUCUGAGGGUCCGCAAUGUCUUGCAAGUACUUUGGUCUCAAUCCUGCAAGGCAGCAAAUGGAACUGCAUUUCUGAGUGUUAAAUUUUUCUUUUUCUGAUACAUUUGAUAAGUAUUUUAAGUUUUUCUUUGCAUUAUGUACCAUAUUUGAUCAGUCCCGUAAAGUAGUUUUGUAGUUCUAGAGAAAAGUUAGUGGUUAUUGUUUAGUAUCAAAUUAGAUAAUUAACUUUAAAGGUUUGGUAAAACAGGUAUAGAGAGUAAAAUAUGACACUGUAAAUUAAUUCUCUUGAUUUUGCAUAUUGUGACAGUAAACUACACACAGCUUCAUUAAAAAAAGUGAACCAGAUUUUUUGUUAUAUAUUUAAUCAUACAUUAAAUUUUUUACUUUUGAUUCUGACUGUGACAAUCUGUACGUUUUGAUUAAUGAAAAAGAAAACUCAGAAUUGUCAUGGCAGCAUUGAGCACUUGCAGAUAUGACUUUUUAAACUUUUAAAAAAAUAAGUAGCAUACCUUAUGGUAGCAACUUGACCAUGUCAUUUCAAUAAGGAGUCUUUGGAUCUUUUUUUAAUUACUAAAUUAAAUAUUUCCUAAGUUAAA
Messenger RNA from Pelodiscus sinensis (Chinese soft-shelled turtle), 3684 nucleotides. The record is from RefSeq and is a predicted model, not a curated record. Lineage: Eukaryota; Metazoa; Chordata; Testudines; Trionychidae.